CACUAAAAGAAGCAAAUAAAAAUAAAUAAAUAAGAGAGACGUUUUUGUUCUCCAGCGUUGCACUUGCAUGAGGAAACGAUUCGACCGGCGGACGAGUGUUUUCUCCUUCAGCGUAAAACAUGCCAAGGUCUUUCCUGGUCAAAAAGGUGAAGCUUGAUGAUUUCUCAUCCUCUGAUCUUGAGAGCUCCUAUGGCAGAUCCAGGGCAGACAUCAGCCUGCGCUUUCACGAGAAAGCCUACAUCAGUGACUACAUGACCCCGGCUCCGUAUGAUGGAGAGAGCGACAGCGGCAUCAAAGUGCCCUCUCCGGGACCCAUCUACGACAGCAUCCACAGCGAUUACGGAGCGCCGGACUCGGAUCAACCGGACAGCCCGCAGUCGGAGAUCUCGUCAGGCUACAUCAACGGAGACACGGCGGUCAGCGAGGGGUACACGGUGGACGCCUUCUUCAUCACGGAUGGACGCUCACGGAGAAAAGCCAUCAGCAGCCCUAGGACCCUCCAGAGGCACACGUGUAACGAGUGCGGAAAGACCUACGCCACGUCUUCCAACCUGAGCAGACACAAGCAGACGCACCGCAGCCUGGACAGCAAAAUGGCCAAGAAGUGCCCGACCUGCGGGAAGGUUUACGUCUCCAUGCCGGCCAUGGCCAUGCAUCUGUUGACCCACGACCUCAAGCACAAGUGCGACAUAUGCGGGAAGGCCUUCAGCAGGCCGUGGCUUUUACAGGGACACAUGCGCUCGCACACUGGCGAGAAGCCCUUCGGGUGCGCACACUGCGGGAAGGCCUUCGCUGACCGCUCCAACCUGCGGGCGCACAUGCAGACACACUCGGCCUUUAAGCACUACAAGUGCAAGAGAUGCAACAAGACCUUCGCUCUGAAGUCCUACCUGAACAAGCACUACGAGUCGGCCUGCUUCAAGGGAGCCUUCGCUCCCCUGAGCCCCAUGGAAGUGUGAAGAAAACACAGAGGAUUAAUCGCAUGUACCUUAACUUCUUUCUGUACUCGCUGUUCAUUCACCCCAAAACUCAGAGGACAUUGAAAAUGUCUGUGUUUCUCUCGAAAGGUCAAACCUUUUCUAAGUAUUGGAUAAUAUUGUACUGCUGCCAGUGGCCACAAAAGUGUUCAGCAUCGAGGUAAAACUAUUUAUUCAUUGACUUAUUUAUUUAUCUAUUUAUUUGUUUAUUUGUUUCCUACAAACUGUGUAAGUUUGCACUUUAAUUUGUCCUUCAGUUGCCAAGCCUUCGUCAUCAAUAUGCCAAAGCAUUUGCCACUUUCUGAAUAUCUUAUUUUUUUGGUUGCCACUUUAUUAUUAGAAAUUUGUUGCAUGCAAAAAAAAAAAAAAA
Danio rerio (zebrafish) is the source of this 1347-nucleotide messenger RNA. RefSeq names its product scratch family zinc finger 1a (gene scrt1a). Gene Ontology annotation, biological process: regulation of DNA-templated transcription; regulation of transcription by RNA polymerase II. The record is from RefSeq and is marked validated. Lineage: Eukaryota; Metazoa; Chordata; Actinopteri; Cypriniformes; Danionidae. Gene Ontology annotation, cellular component: nucleus.